Molecule: messenger RNA, 645 nt
Organism: Naumovozyma dairenensis CBS 421
Lineage: Eukaryota; Fungi; Ascomycota; Saccharomycetes; Saccharomycetales; Saccharomycetaceae
Gene: ALG13
Product: N-acetylglucosaminyldiphosphodolichol N-acetylglucosaminyltransferase catalytic subunit ALG13
Exons: 1
Coding region: 1-645 (214 amino acids)
Biological process (GO): dolichol-linked oligosaccharide biosynthetic process
Cellular component (GO): extrinsic component of endoplasmic reticulum membrane; UDP-N-acetylglucosamine transferase complex
Molecular function (GO): hexosyltransferase activity
Source: RefSeq, a predicted model, not a curated record
AUGACAGUUGGUAAAACUUUGUUCGUUACGUGUGGUGCGACAGUUCCAUUUCCUGACCUAGUUGAAUGUGUCAUUAACGAAAAAUUCAUCGUUGAAAUUAUUAAAAACGGAUAUACUCGUUUAGUAGUACAAUUUGGAACAGGUUAUGAAUCCACAUUCUUGACGCUUUUGUCUGGUCUUAAUAUUGCUAAUUGUACUGCUACAUUAUCCGAUAGCAAGAAGAUACCGAACGGUGAUUUUUCGAUAUAUGGUUCAAACAAAACUCCUGUUUGUAGAACAUUUAAUAAAACCAAUGGCCAUGACGAGGUAUUCAGUAUUGUAGGUUUUGGAAUAUCUAUGAACGUUGAGCAAUAUAUCAAAGAUAACGUCGAUCUUGUUAUAUCACAUGCUGGUACUGGUUCCAUUCUGGACUCCUUAAAAUUGAAAAAACCACUAAUAGUUUGUGUCAAUACUUCCUUAAUGGAUAACCAUCAAGAACAAAUAGCCAAUAAAUUUGGAUCAAUGGGAUAUGUGUUGGCAUGUCAUCCAAAAUUAGAUGAAUUGAUUGAGAAAUUUGAUGAAUCCCAGGUUUAUGAAUUUAAAGAAUUCCCUACAAGCAAAAAUGUAAAGUUUGAGAACUUAUUGAAAACUCUGGCAUAUAAAUAA